UUUAUAAAUUUCUCGGUGGAAAUUUCUAUUUUCGUUUCUUAAUUAAUUAGUUUCUUUUUUUAAAUAAAAUAAAAUAAAAAAUUAAAUAAAUUGGAAAAAUGGCGUCAAAAUGUUCUGGCAGAAGCAUCAUUGCCACUACUUGGAACGAACCUUUCUCAACUAAUGAAGCGUGGAGAGUAUUGAAAUCAACUGACGACCCGAUAGAGGCAGUAGUGGAAGGUUGCAGUUACAGCGAACGAAUUCAAUCAAGAGGGACUGUGGGCUAUGGAGGAAGUCCAGACGAAAAUGGUGAAACCACUUUAGAUGCCAUGGUUAUGGAUGGAUUGACUUUAGAUGUAGGUUGUGUUGGUGCCUUGAGGGAAAUUAAAGAUGUCACAAAGGUAGCAAAAAUGGUUCUUAAGCAUACUGAACAUUCCUUGCUCGUUGGAGAACUGGCAACCGAUUUUGCUGUAAAGAUGGGUUUCAAACGAGAAACAUUACAGACGGAAAAGUCAUUAGAAAUGUGGAGGAAGUGGAAGGAUGAACAAAACCGUCUGCCAAAUUUCUGGAAGAACCUGCCUGCAGACCAGCAGAAACGCGCUGCUGCUAAUCUGGCAGACAGCCACGACACCAUCACGAUGAUCGCCAUGAACCAGCUUGGUAGGGUGGCUGUUGGAUGUUCUACAAACGGCUUGAAGCAUAAGAUACCUGGACGAGUUGGAGAUUCGCCCAUCCCUGGUUCUGGGGCCUACGCCGACGAUGAAGUGGGCGGAGCUGGCGCAACCGGAAAUGGUGAUAUCCUAAUGAGGUUUUUGCCUAGUUUUCACAUGGUAGAAUUGAUGCGCAAUGGUAUGAAACCUUCAGAGGCAGCGGAGCAUGUAAUGAAGCGAAUGAAAAAACAUUAUCCAGAAGCUAGAGGGGCUGUACUUGGCCUCUCUAUAAGCGGGGAAUUUGGAGCUGCUUGUACUGGUUACGAAUGUUUUGAAUUCGUUGUAAGGAGAGAGAACGAUGAAGAUUCCGUCCUUUAUAAAGUUCCUUGCAUCUAAUUACGAUUUAUAUCUUUUGAUAUUAUUAUUAUUGUUGUUGUUAUUAUUCCGAUUAUUAUUAUUAUUGUUGUUGUUGUUAUUGUUGAUAUAGUAUUUUAUGACUUAUCUCCCAACAAUUCCCAUCCU
This is a messenger RNA of Helobdella robusta, 1151 nucleotides long. RefSeq lists its product as hypothetical. Lineage: Eukaryota; Metazoa; Annelida; Clitellata; Rhynchobdellida; Glossiphoniidae. Bases 99 to 1025 code for a protein of 308 amino acids. The record is from RefSeq and is a predicted model, not a curated record. Gene Ontology annotation, biological process: protein deglycosylation. Gene Ontology annotation, cellular component: lysosome. The transcript is spliced from 10 exons. Gene Ontology annotation, molecular function: N4-(beta-N-acetylglucosaminyl)-L-asparaginase activity.